This is a messenger RNA of Bacillus rossius redtenbacheri, 8306 nucleotides long. Its product is annotated as E3 ubiquitin-protein ligase MARCHF6. Bases 221 to 2986 code for a protein of 921 amino acids. Lineage: Eukaryota; Metazoa; Arthropoda; Insecta; Phasmatodea; Bacillidae. The record is from RefSeq and is a predicted model, not a curated record. Gene Ontology annotation, molecular function: zinc ion binding. Gene Ontology annotation, cellular component: endoplasmic reticulum membrane. The transcript is spliced from 7 exons.
CCCAAACCCACGCACAUUAUGGAGUUAACGUUUUAGCUAUAUGUAUUGGUUUAUCAUUUUGGUGAUGAUAAUGAGAUUUAUUUAUUGUUACAUAAAACUAUUUUAAUGCUGCCGUUAUUUUAGUGAAGAUGUCAAGGUACUUGGUUAUGUAUUCAUUCCCCAAUUUUUGAAAGCAGCCUGUCAUGGUCGUUGAUAAUUACGUAUCCAAGUUUAUAAUUCAAUGCAGUCGGUAGACUCGGCGGACAGGAUGAUGGAGGACCUGCAAGGGGCGGACAUAUGCCGGGUGUGCCGCUCGGAGGGCGUGCCCGACCGCCCGCUGUACCACCCCUGCAUCUGCACCGGCAGCAUCAAGUGGAUCCACCAGGAGUGCCUGCUGCAGUGGAUGCGGUACAGCCGCAAGGAGUACUGCGAGCUGUGCGGCCACCGGUUCUACUUCACGCCCAUCUACUCGCCCGACAUGCCCAGGAGGCUGCCGCUCCGCGACGUGGCCGGGGGCCUGCUGUCGAGCGUUGCCACCGCCGUCAAGUACUGGCUGCACUACACGCUGGUGGCGGUGGCCUGGCUGGGCGUGGUGCCGCUCACCGCCUGCCGCAUCUACCGCUGCCUCUUCACCGGCUCCGUCGACUCCGUGCUGACCCUGCCGCUUGACAUGCUGUCGACGGACAACAUAGCCUCCGACGUCUUCCACGGCGUGAUCGUGGUGACCUGCACGCUGUUUGCGUUCAUCUGCCUGGUCUGGCUGCGCGAGCAGAUCCUGCACGGUGGCGGGCCCGACUGGCUGGAGGGGGGCGGUGACAACAACCAGCAGCAGCAGCAGCAGCAGCAGCAGCAGCAGCAGCAGCAGCAGCAGCAACCACCGCAGCAGCAGCAGCAGCAGCAGCAGCAGCGGCGCGAGGGGGCAGGGGCGGGCGACCGGCCGGACGAACCGCCCCUCCCGAACAACAACAACGUGCCCGAGCCGGGGCCUCCGGACCAGCUGCCCGCGGACCAGGAGGAGGCCGGGGCGGGGCCCGACCCCCUGGAGAACGAGCCGGACGCGGGCGGCGGGGUUCCCGCGGGGGCCGGCGACGAGGCCAACUGGAACCCCAUGGAGUGGGACCGCGCGGCGGAGGACCUGACCUGGGAGCGGCUGCUGGGGCUGGACGGCUCGCUGGUGUUCCUGGAGCACGUGUUCUGGGUGGUGUCGCUCAACACCCUGUUCGUGCUGGUGUUCGCCUUCUGCCCCUACCACGUGGGCCACGUGGCGGUGGCGGGCCUGGGGCUGCGCGAGCUGGCCGCCGCGUCCCACUUCGAGGGGCUGGUGACCACGCUGUGCGGCUACUGCGCGGCGGGGCUGUGCCUGGCGCUGCUGCACGCAGCGGCUGCCGUGUUCGACCUGCGCCGGUCGCGCCGCGUCCUCGGCCUCUGCUACGUCGUCGUCAAGGUAUCGUUGCUGUCGGUGGUGGAGAUCGGAGUCCUGCCGCUCAUCUGCGGCUGGUGGCUGGACAUCUGCUCCCUGUCCAUGUUCGACGCCACCCUGCGAGACCGCGAGUCCAGCUUCCGCGCCGCCCCGGGCACCUCCAUGUUCAUCCACUGGCUGGUCGGCAUGGUGUACGUGUACUACUUCGCCUCGUUCGUGUUCCUGCUGCGCGAGGUGCUGCGGCCGGGCGUCCUCUGGUUCCUCCGCAACCUCAACGACCCGGACUUCAGUCCCAUCCAGGAGAUGAUCCACCUGCCGAUAGUGCGCCACGUGCGCAGACUGCUGGCGUCGGCGGUGAUCUUCGGCACGGCGGUGAUGCUGAUGCUGUGGCUGCCCGUGCAGAUACUGCGUGCGGCGUGGCCCAGCUUCCUGCCGUACACUGUCGCGCUGCAGAGCGAGGCCCAGGUCAACGAGCUGUCUCUUGAACUCUUGCUGCUGCAGGUGAUCCUGCCGGCGCUACUGGAGCAGUCGCACACGCGCACCUGGCUGAAGGGACUGGUGCGAACGUGGUGCCGUGCCGUGUCCUGGCUCCUGGACCUGCGCUCCUACCUGCUGGGCGACGCCGAGGGAGAGGGGGAGCCGCCGCGCCACGACCCCGCCGACAACCACGCGGCGGGCGGCCUGGGCGCCGCCCACCAGGCCCUGCUCCAGCGCGAGGGCCCGACCGGCUUCCAGCCGUACGAGCGGCCGCGCUGGUUCCCUGCGCGCCUGGCCGGCCUGCUGUGCGCGGUGUGCGUGACGCUGCUGCUGGCCAGCCUGGCGGCCCUCACGCUGCCCGUGUGGCUGGGGCGGCGCGUCAUGGCGCCGUGGCUGGGGCCGGCCGGCGGCCGUGUGCACGAGCUGUACACGGCGGCCUGCGGCACGUACCUGUGCUGGCUGGCGGCGCGCGCGGCGGCGCUGGUGCUGGGCUGGCUGCCGCAGGGCCGAGCCGCCGUGGUGGCGCGCCUGCGGCAGUGGUGCGUGCUGGGGGCCCGGUCUGCCGUGGCCUGCGCGCUCCUGCUGGGCGUGGUGCCGCUGCUGUUCGGCCUGCUGCUGGAGCUGGUGGUGGUGGUGCCCCUGCGUGUGCCUCUCGACCAGACCCCGGUGCUGUUCGUGUGGCAGGACUGGGCGCUGGGCGUGCUCUACACCAAGAUAGCGUGCGCCGUCACCAUGAUGGGGCCCGACUGGGCCCUGCGCCGCUCCAUCGAGCGCACCUAUCGCGACGGCAUCCGCAACAUGGACCUGAGGUUCGUGCUGUGCGAGCUGGCGGCCCCCGUGGUGACGUGCCUGGGGUCGGCGCUGGCCGUGCCGUACGCCGUGGCCCACGGCGUCGUCCCGCUGCUCGUCACCAGCCCGCACCUGUGCAACCUCAUUGCCCGUCGCCUCUACCCCUUCCUCCUGCUCAUCCUGCUGGUGGGCGGCGUGGUCAGCCUGCAGGUGCGCCAGUUCCACAAGCUCUACGAACACAUCAAGAACGACAAGUACCUGGUGGGACGCAGGCUCGUCAACUACGACCAUCGUCGCCCGAGGUCCUCCAUCCAGCACUGACGCGCGUCUCGUCUCGUCGACUGUACCCUGCGUAUUGGCUUGGAGUAACAUCUCAGUUUGCCCUUUUUGCGUAAAUCAGUGUUAAGCUAGAAGCUUUGCAAUUUCAUUUGUACAAUUGUAGGUUAAAUGGAGAUAAUUAUUGGUUAUAGUGUAUGUAGUUCUGUAAAUAGUAGAAUUGUACAGUCAUAGUUUAUCAAUUUUCCGUUUUAGAUAAAAUUCAAGGUGUUUGAAUCAUCCAUUUCAUUGGGUUGGUUAGUUAAAAGUACGUUUUUUAGUACUGUAAAAUAGUUAUAUAUAUUAUUUUUUUUUUUUUUACUUUAAUGUGACCGAAUUUCUUAAUGACUGUGAUGUGACCACAUAUUCAUAUUAAGGAUUCAUAUUAAAGUGUGACCAGUACAAUGCAACUGUUGUUGGAAAUGUAAAUAUGGGAAUGUUUAAAUGAUAGCAUUUCUUAACUUCAGCUGAAAUAUUUUGGUAUUUGCUUGAGUUUUAAGUUGAAUACACACAGGUAGAAAUGUUCUUGUUUGUGUACUUUUAUUUUAGAUUUUCUCUAAUUAUAGUGGUUACUUAAUUAUAGUUUUCAUGACACCAAUAAACUUAAUCUACCAGAGAGAUUUGAUGAAUAUGUAGUGAUUUUUGUGUACAAAUAUUUUUGAAUUACAUUAUACAGUUCCAAAAUGACUUUUGAUUAUUAAAAUUGGAACUGAGAAGUAUAUACUACUGCUUUCACUAAUUCAAACAAUUUUGAAUAUAAUAUUAAAAUUGUAUUUUAAAGUGUUAAUGAUAAUUUUCAAAAUUAAUAAAUUAUAAAAUUGUUAAAAUCUUAAUUUACUGAUAAGUAUGUGUACACAAUUUAAGUAGCUAUUAAAAAAAAAACUUUCUUUGCUUUAAAUUCUGUAAGUUUUAUUUCAUCAUAUACAAACCUUUGUUGUAUAAUUUUGUUUAAGGUAACAUUAAGGGACAUCUGCAAAUCAUUAACAUAUUUUGCUGCCCCAAAAUUAUCCAGUAAAUAUCUGGCAAUUCAAACACUGUAUAAUGGUUUGGGGUGGAUGCAUGGGCUAGAUGGAGGGAUAUAUCUCCCCUCCCCCAAAAUUGUAAGUAAUCUUAAAAAAAAUUGAUCAUAACCACCAAUAAAAGGAAAGAAUUUGAGAGCAAACAGCAGGCAAAGAGGUUCUAUCCGCCUCUCCGAAAUGAAAUUCUGCGGAUGCUCCCGACAAUGGAUUCUAAACAUGCUCAUCUUUGUUCUGAAACAGUUGGCAAAAAAAAAUUGGCUGGAAAAUGCAUACCACAGAUUGUGGUAAAGCAUGUAUUAAGUCUAUCAAAUAUGGAAAUUCAUGUGUUAGGUUUUUUCUUUUUUCAUAAUCUUGUUUGCUGAAUUUAAUUAAGAUUAUGAUUUUGCGCAAAACACGUGGUGUAUGAUAAGAUGUUAUUAAAGACAAAACAAUUCUACUAAUGAUGAACAUCACUGGUUUGAACCGGAAUUAUUAUUUUUUUUUUUCCAUUUAUAUUGAAAUGGUUAGUUUUUUUGUGUGUGUGUUCUGUCUCUUUGAAACUAUCUCUGACUGUGUUAAUAUUAUACAUAUAUUUUGAUAUUUCUGUACAUGGUAAGCAAAAAUAGUCUUUACUUUUAAAUACUAACCAGUGCAUUCGGUUCACCUGAAAUGUUUUUAAGUAAAUGGAGGAUCUUGGAAAGAUAUACUUGUUACAGUUAACUUCUUGCACAUUCUGUAAAUAUUGAUGCAGUAGUUGUUUCCUGUGAGUUUAAACUCUUUCUAAACAUGGAUUGUGUUGUAAAAUUAGAAUUUGUAAUUUAUUAUUACACCCAUUAUUUGGCAUGGUAAAUAUAUAAAUAUCCAAACAAUUUCUCACAGUGUAAAUGAAUUGGUACGUACUGUGCUGGAAGAUAAGUCAUUUGAAUCAUUUUGAAUGAUGCAGAAGCCAUGAGAUAAUGUCAUGGAAAAUGAACACUAUAAGUUGGGAAUUUAACUUGAAAAUAUAAUUUUAGUUAGAGCUGGGAGAGAACAUAGUUUUUCUCAAAAACCGGGAAUGUAUAUUUCCCGAAACAGACGGGAAAUUACUUUUUCAUGUUUUCCGAUUUUACUCUGGUAGUAGAAACGCUUGACUAUGAAUAUGUCACACCAUGUAUCUUUUUAAGCAUACCUUUGAGUACUUUAUAUGUUCUGGACAAGACAACGGUAAAGUUGAAUACCAUACACAACAAUUGCGCGAAAAAUAAAUAUUCUGGACACCACAAGUUGCAAGUGUGAUUUGGAUAGGGCUGGGCCGAUGCCGAUUCCGAUUCUUAAGUAUCGGCCGAUAUUCAGAGUAUCGGCAUCGGCAGCAUCUGUAAAAUAAUUGCCGAUACUUCGUGCCGAUACCUCAGUCCAAGUUCUUAAACUGUGUAACAGCAAAUUCUCUCUAGUACGUCCCUCUUGUUAACGUACAAUCCAGUAUAACGUAUAAAGCCACCGGUCUUGAAACACCAUGCAAAUUAAUAGGCAUAAUAAAUAUAUAACGUACGUUUUUCAAAGCCCUGGACUGUAAUUUCUCGUUAAUACGUAUAUUUUUGCCGAUAUUAUUUAUACAAAAUAUUAAACAUUUUCUCAUUUCAUUCACAAUUAUAUAGCUUUGUUUAACAACAGGUCUUGUGGAAAUUGUUUACAGACGUUUUCUUUAUUUCGUUGAGUAAAAUGGCAGGUGCAGUGCUGGUAACCGUGCGGAUAGAAAUUUCAUUCGUAUAAAAAAAUUUCCGUUUUUUGUGUGAUUGGUGUAGCAACAUAUCAUUUAUGCGGAAUAAUCAAGAGUUAUAAAUAAAAAACGCUCAACUUUUUCAACUAGGAAAAAAACUAUUCGAUAAUAUUUAUCCUACAAAAUGCGUAUUUUCGCGUUUGAAUUUGUAGCAAUGGAUAUUGGCCGAUGGCGGCCAUAUCUGGCUAGGUACAUAAAACGUGGAUUAUACGAUGGCCAACGACUACUAAUGCGUUUAUGUUACCGUUUGUUUUCUGUUUCGAAGACCUAACCCAUAAUUUGUUUGUAAACAUCAUUUCAAAUUAACAUCUUUCGCAAUUGUACACAAUUGUAAUACGUAUACAACAUUUAUUUAACAGCUCUAGUGGCACACAGUUUCCGACGUUAGUGAACAUUUUGUGACGUUUCGUGAAGCUUGUUUAAUGGCAACGUGACGACGUGGAUAACUAGUUUAUAUUUUUAUAUUUAGUGUAUGACGGCAGCAUAUGUAGUUAGGCCUAACCGUAGAAGUUAUGAGUACCCAAAAGCGUGUGGGUAUCAGCAUUGCAAAGUUAUGAAAGACAUUUCUCAAAGGAAAGUUCAAACAAACAUUCUUGACUAUAUGAAAAAAACUGUAGGUACUGUAUGUUGAACAGUUGAACAUUAUUUUAUAAUUGGGUUUGCAUAUGUCCAGCUAUUAGGGGAAAAAGUACACACAAAAUGCAAAUCCUGCCAAUUAUUUCUCAUGGACUGGUACUGUUCCAAUGCAUGCCAGUGCAUUUGGCAUGUCUAAUUCAACUGUAACAAAAGGUCGUGCAGGAUUUCAAUUUUUGGUAAAUAUGUAGUGUACGGAUUAUCGUCAAAAAAAUUUUUAAAAAUCUGAAAUAACUUUCAUUAUAUGCUCUUUUACGUCCUCUUUUCAUUACAGCCUGCGGAGAUAGGAAAUACCAAAUACUUAAUAUGAAAUUAAAAAAUACUUUAUAAGUAAAAUAUCCUUUCAUAACACAAACAUUUCUUUGGUUAGUAUCGGCAUCGAGUAUCGGCAGUAUCGGCCCAUAAGAAUCGCUAUCGGUGGAAUCGGUGAAAAGUGGUAUCGGCCCAGCCCUAGAUUUGGAUAGGUUUAAAAUAAUGGAACUGAAAGAAAAGAUACAAAAGAUAACUAAUUUUUUUUACUUAUUUAAGUGGAAGUCUGGCUUUCUCUUUUGUUCAAUGAUGGGGGCGACUUAAAUGCUGCCCCUUAAAAGGGCAGCCCUUCAGGAUUUUUCUGGCAAUGGUUUGUUUGUACAGCGACUGGAAGGGCAGCCCAUCCAAUUUCUGAAAACAUGUUUUUUUUAAGCGUUUAAAUAAUCCUGAAAACUUGCCCCUUGGAAAGGCAGCCCAUCAGGAUUUUUCUGACAGUAGUAUUUUUGAAAGGUUGUCUGAAUUGUUGCCCCUUGGAUGGGCAGCCCUUCAGGAUUUUUCUGACAGUGGUUAGUUUGUUAAGUGACCUAACCUAACCAAGGGCUGCCCUUCCAAGGGGCAAUUCAGACAACCUUUCAAAAACACCACUGUCAGAAAAAUCCUGAUGGGCCGCCCCUUCAAGGGGCAAGUUUUCAGGAUUAUUUAAACACUUAAAGAAACAUGUUUUCAGAAAUUGGAUGGGCUGCCCUUCCAGUCGCUGUACAAACAAACCAUUGCCAGAAAAAUCCUGAAGGGCUGCAUUCCAAGGGGCAACAAUUCAGCUCCUCCCAAUGACUUGGUGUAUUUACUUUUCUCUAAAACACACAUUGUGUUAAUUCACUUUGGAGUUGACGAAUCAUUACUGCAAAUGACUCUAGCUAAUCAAGUUGCUGCUUUCAUUCCUCAGUACCAUUUGUACGUUGUAGAAGACUUUGUAGCAUGCUCUAUAACCUUAAGUGAUGCAUGGAACAACUGAAACCAGUGGCUCAUUUGUAAUCAAUAUUUCCAGAGAUACUCUAUUAACUGGACAAAGUUUUGGGUGAACCAUGUUCAUGGCUUUGUUAUAUUUUUAUGAAGAUAUAAAUUAAUUUAUGUCCAUUUGCAGAAAAUUUUUUUUUUUCAAUAAUGAUAAUCCAUUUCUAUUGGUAUCACAUAUUGUUCCAGAAUGAAUUGUCAGUAUUGGUUUCAAAUGUUUGGUUUGAUUUAGGAAUUUUUCAAAUAGGAUGUAGAAGUCAUAUUUUCAUGAUAUGUGAGUUGCUCUUGUUUUGUGUUAGAAAUUCAGUGGAACUCUUUUUACAUCCCUAAUCUUGCAAUUGUCUGUGCUUUUACACCACAGUUCAUUGGUCCCAUGUCAUGCUCUUACUAUUUGAAUGUCUCUCUCUCUCUCUCUCUCUCUUUCUCUCACUUGCCUUACGCAUUUUCUCCUGGUCCCAUGAUAACUUUGAAAAAUGAGUUCUGCUGCUUAGUUCUCAUAUUUUGCUUACCUUCACAAAGUAGUUCAGAAUUCACAUCAUUAUAAAUGCAUAUGAAUGUUUUGUUGAAUGAUAAAAAGAGCCUGUUUAUAAGUGAUGUAUAAAACAAUUUGUAACUAGUGCAAAAAAAAAACUUCCCAUCCGAAAGCACUGUUCAAAAUAAAUGUUUCGCAACUACCAAA